Molecule: messenger RNA, 4785 nt
Organism: Scheffersomyces stipitis CBS 6054
Lineage: Eukaryota; Fungi; Ascomycota; Pichiomycetes; Serinales; Debaryomycetaceae
Gene: RIM15
Product: protein kinase
Exons: 2
Coding region: 10-4785 (1591 amino acids)
Biological process (GO): phosphorelay signal transduction system; peptidyl-serine phosphorylation
Cellular component (GO): nucleus; cytoplasm
Molecular function (GO): protein serine/threonine kinase activity; ATP binding
Source: RefSeq, a predicted model, not a curated record
CUGGAAGAUAUGGAUAGCGACGCCUCCGAAGAGAACGGGCUUUUUCACCAGCCGCUCUUCCAGCUACUGAUGCACAAUCUCCGCGAUAUCGAACGUUCGGUAUCUCCGUGCGAAAUCACCAGAAGCAACAACUCUUCCAUACUUCGUUCAAAUGAACGACAGCCAUCGCCACUUCUGAAAUCGCCAGAUCCCAUUGGUGACUACCCUAGCCUUGUAAAUACCAUCGAAGAACAGAUCGACUUACGGCUCGCUUCUUCAAACAACCCCACCAUAGUUAUGGAGCUCGAUCUCGACGGCAAAGUGCGAUACUUGAGUAAAAACUGGGAGUUCAUAAUAGGAACUACAAUCAAGAAAAUCGUUGAUAACCCAAUCUCCAAGAUUAUCAUCGGAAACAGUCCGGAAGACCUCCUGGUGUUCAACAACGCCAUCGACAAGAUGAUUGUAGAUGACUGUAGCUACAAAGUAAAGUUCCUCACUGCAACCAACACCACUGUAAGCCAACAUGCCGACGACGGAGGAUCAAAUCUCACACCUCACAACUCGAUGGAAGAUGUUAAGGAUGUCCUCAUACCUACAACAGAUUACGUUCCCAAAGAAGAACAUGGAGAUGCAGAUGAUGCCAGCAUUGUAGAUGAUGAUACUUCGAGUACUAUAAGCUCGAAGCUCUCGAAUAACGGAGACGUAAUAGAACUAGAGGCUCAGGGGAUUCUCAUCCACGACGCCAAGACCAGAAUGCCCACUCAUUCUAUGUGGACUAUAAAGCCAUUUGCACAUUUAGACGUAGAGUUGACGAUACCCGAAAAUCUCAUCAACUUGCUAGGUUUUGGUUCAGAGAUCUUUGAAGGGUAUCUUGUAAAUCUCAAAGAGUUAGGCAUUAUAGACGAGGACAAUGUUCCCCAACCCAAGACCAUUCUCUGUAGAAUCUGUGAAAGACAAAUCCCCGCCUGGUUCAUAGAAAAGCAUUCUGAUUUAUGCGUAGUUGAACAUCGGGCAGAUGAAGAUCUUCAGCAGUGUCAUGAUGCCAUUAGCGAUCAGCGUGAAUUGAUAAUACGAAUUUCUGAGAGUUUGGCCCAACAGCAGUUGCAACCAUUAGUGUCACCUACAUCUUCUGCUCUUUCUUCAUCUACUUCGCUCAUAUCCAACCAUUCGACUUCGUCCAGCGCUUCUUCAUCUUCAGAAGAAAGUUCGCAUAGUUUGAUAUUAGAAUACAAGGGAAUGCUCUUGCCGAGCGUUUCUACUGGAGAGUCUUCUCCCAGACUUGCCAACCAAGUUUUGAAUAAAAAUUUCCAUGCUAGAAAUCCCAUGAUACACACCAAGAAGUUUCCCUUUGGCAUUCUACAGAGAUUGGUGGAGUUAUGUGAUGAAGCAUUGCUAAUCAACCCUCCUACUAGUAACGAGAGCGAGGAGUUGCAGUUCUCACCUACAAGUGAGAAAGCAUUGAAUUCUGUAAUGUCUGCUAACUAUCUUGAGACUUCAGAUCCGGCUAUACGCUCCAUAAUAGAAGACACACAGCGAUUAAUAAGUGAAAAGGUGGAGACUCUAUCACGUCUCAUAUCCAUCCUACAGUAUUCUGAAAAGAUCAAAAAGGAGGUAGACGAAGCGGUUCUCAAAACUGUGAGCCAGGCUGUUUUCAAAAUCAAAGAACAGACUGUCCCACAGGAAUUUAAUAACUCCAUAUCUAGCGACAAAGACAUAGAUGUUGCUGACCAGACAUUAUCGGAGCCUAUUCUUCUCAGUCCGGAAUCAGGAGUGUUACAUCUGCCACAACCGGCUAGAACAACAAGUCCGUCUGCUAGGUUGUUUCAAGAUGCUUUUGUGGAGGGUCAAUUCAAGUCUAUCACACCCAAAGACAUUCUCUUGCGCGACAGACCUCCUCCAGUAUUGGAGCAUAGAAGUAGUACGAUGACGACAAGUUCCAUAAACUCUUCAACCUCCUCCCUUUCCAUUCCAAAUCCAACCAAUGGAGCUAAUACUUCACGAGAGCUUCUUGAAUCGAUUAAUAAUCUAGACUUGUCGAAGAAAUCAUCAGAAAAUAACUCGUCGUUUUCCUCUCCUAGAAGACAUCUCUCGCCUGCUCCAUAUGUGGAAAAACAGAAUUUGUCAUCUUAUCAAAGAAAUCCAAAUCCUAGGUUUGAUAGUACUACGCCAUCGUCUUCUCCAUCUGUGAAUGCUGAAAAUACCAAUGAUAGCAUUACUGAAAAGAGAUCAAACUCUGGCGGUAACAGCUUUUCUCUUCAAAUUUCUACUAGCACUAAAGGAUCUAUAAGCUCCGGUACCAAACCUCCUCUUUCUCCACUCUUGGUUUCAACAACUCCGCAAUCCAAGUCUACCGGUGGAGGGAUCCGAGACUACGAGAUUAUCAAACCCAUUAGUAAGGGAGCAUUUGGUUCCGUAUUUUUGGCUAAACGAAGACUUACGGGCGACUACGUAGCUAUCAAGUGCUUGAAGAAAAGAGACAUGAUAGCCAAAAAUCAAGUCUUGAAUGUCAGAUCUGAACGGGCAGUAAUGAUGAAACAGUCUGAUUCAGCCUACGUUGCUCAAUUGUAUAGUACUUUUCAAUCCAAGGACUACUUGUACUUGGUGAUGGAAUACUUAGUAGGUGGUGAUUGUGGAACUUUGAUCAAGACUUUGGGUACAGUUGAUGUCGAAUGGUCACGGCGCUACAUUGCUGAAAUCAUUGUGGGUGUUAACGAUCUUCACCAGCGCGGAAUUAUCCACCGUGACUUGAAGCCAGAUAACAUCUUGAUAGAUAGUGAGGGUCAUCUCAAGUUGACCGAUUUUGGCUUAUCCAGAAUAGGUGUUGUAGGAAGACAACAUAGAUCGCAUCGUAAGAGCAGUUCUUCUGAAACCGGUAUUGAGUUCUUCAGAAGAAGCAUCACACAGCAACUGCACAAAGAUCAGCCUCACAACCAGAGCCCGCUAGCUAACGUAUCAGGAUUGGGACUCGGUGGAGAUUCGCCUUUAUUGGAGUUUCAUCACAAGAGAACCAGUUCUGUUACGCCAUUCUCACUUUCGCCAACUGUUGAGCAUGGAAAGAGUUCUGUAGGAUCCUUGAAUUCGCCAACUUUAACAUUCUUAGAAAACUUUGCUCUGAAUCAAACUCCCACUGCUGCUCCUCAUAGGGGAAGCUCUAUAUUCAAGCCUACUGGUCGAUCUGGUUCCAACUCGAGCGGAAUUGAAUCUCCCAUUUUGAACCCGAUACUCCCACGGACUUCGUCUGAAUCGUCAUUUGCAAUAGUAGACGAUGAUUUUCAGGUCAGCCCCUCUCUGAACAAUGGUACUUCUAUAACAUCUUAUGCUUUGUUCGAUCCCAAGAACGAAAAGGAUACAGAGCUUAAGAAGUUUGUAGGAACCCCAGACUACUUGGCUCCAGAAACUAUUGAGGGUUUAGGACAAGGUGAAUCUUCUGAUUGGUGGUCGUUGGGAUGUAUAUUGUUUGAGUUUCUUUACGGCUAUACUCCGUUCCAUGCUGAAAGUCCGGACAAGGUGUUCAAGAAUAUCUUGGAAGGAGCCAUAGAUUGGCCAACUUUGUCUGAAGAAGAAGACUACAAAUUCUGUCCUCCUGAUGCGAAGGAUUUGAUUAAGAGGCUCUUGACUUUGGAUCCUACAGUGAGAUUGGGAGUAAACGGAGCCGAUGAAAUCAAGCAGCAUCCAUUCUUUUCUGUAAUCAACUGGGAUACCCUCUUCGAAGAGAAGCCAGCCUUUGUGCCAGUAUUGGAUGAUCCAGAGUCUACUGAGUACUUUGAUGCUAGAGGUGCCCAUUUAAGUCAAUUCCCUCAUGAAGACGAAUCAGACGAUGACAAAGCUUCAUCUGUCACGGGCCAAUUGUCUAUUCCAAGCAUGCCAGGAAGCGGCACCAGAGAAAGAAGGGGAAGCAAAUUGGCAGAUCUCACUGAGUUUGGUUCUUUCCAGUAUCGUAAUUUGAAUGUGUUGGAAAAGCAGAAUAAGGAUGUUAUCAACAGGUUCAAGAAGGAGCAUUUGGAACACAGAAACAGUUUCUCGUCGUCAUCUUCUGAUUCUAUACCUACAGGUAGAUCACGAGGAUUCUCGUUUACUGGUUCUGGUGGUAGUCCUUUCAAAAGGCCAGUUUCUCCUAUAGCUGCUGCUGGAGGACGCUCUUCUUCACCAAGUAAAUACACCGAACCGACUUCGGCAUCUCCACAUUCGAUGAAGCAUGAACGAUUAGGAUCGGGAAUCAGUAACUACUCCAGUGGGGACGAAAUAGAUACCACUAGAGCCUCGGUCUUCCCCAAACAAGUUCUUAGAGAAUUUUCUUCAUCGAGCUCUGAUACAGAAGACAACAAGUCGUCUGCUCUUUUGAGAAUACGAAAGAGACGUGAAAGUUCCAGGUUACCAAGCAACUCGGUCGAUAACGGAGACUCACUCAUUGCGAAGAAAGAUGUGGAUGUAUUAUAUUGUGAACCUAUUUCUGUUGUUCGUCAUAGUGUGACGAAAUUGUUGGAGAAAGCGGGUUGUAUCGUUGUUUCAAUCACAGAUGGAGACGAAUUGAUCAGGAGAGCCACAAGUCAAGUUAAGUUUGAUCUCAUUUUUACGGCUUUGAGAUUACCUAAGGUUGAAGCAAUAGAUGCUAUUAAGUUGAUCAAGUACACAACUGGAAUUAACUCCUCUACUCCUGUGAUUGCGGUGACUGGUUUUCCUGAUGAAGCCAACGAUUCUAAAGUGUUUUCAUACGUUAUCGAGAAACCAGUUGAGCUUGUACACAUCCAGAAAUGCAUCCAGAAAUUCUCAAACGACGAAGCUAUUGAAAGCGAUAGUGAAAAAUAG